CAAUUGAUUGUUGUUCCUAGAAUGCAAUCAUUACUCAUCUGAUUCUUGAAUAAACUCUCGUAUUGUUAUCUAUAAUUUUUCUAUCUGCAAACUGAAUAUCGAACUAAUCACUGUGUCGAGUUCACAGAAGCAUUCGUGAUAAAGUUCUUCUCGCAGACGGUUAUGCAUCGACCGGGUUUUAUUCUGUUGAUUGAAAUAGUGAUUAUUUCAUCGAUUCAAUGUCAAUUUCGAGGAAAUUAUGACGUUAAUAAAAUAUCUGCCGAAGUGGUUGAACGACUUCAAUCGAAUAAUUUGACUAAUAAUAUUCCAGUGGAUGUGGUUAAUGUGAUUCGCGAAGUUCGACCGGAGAACGUAAUUAAAGCUAAUGCAAUAGGAAAUUUAAAUCGCACAGUUCAAGAAUGGAUCGUAAAUGACACAAAAUGUGACACACAAUUUUCAAUAUUCGUUAAUGGAGUUAUGACUUCUGAACUGUGGGCCCUAAAAAUGGUGGAUUCUUCUUCGAAAAUUCCCUCAGGAAAUUUGAUCGGAAAUAUGAAAGAUCUGGGUUUCUAUGACGAAUGUGUGUCGGUCGAGGUGACGAGAAACCAGGAAGUCAUCCGGGGACGUCACUGCAUGUACUCACUAUCUAUUAGAGUUCCAAACACAACCGUAUCACUACGCUCCACAAUGUCUAUUUGCCUACCUGCAGCUUGUGAUAGCGACCACGUGGGACAAUUGGUCCAGAAUGCAGUGAAUGCUACAUCGGGUUAUCACGACUUUGAACUUGAACUUAAAUCAGCAACAUGCUCUGCUGUAGAUCCUCCACCGUGGGAAAAUGGUGACAUUAUUGCCAUAUCGAUACUAACAAUUUUUGUGGGAUUUUUAAUUUUCUGCACAAUUUGCGAUAUUCUUCGAGUCAAGGAAUGUCGUAUCUUCGAGAAUAAUGUUAUCAGUGAGUUAUCGAAAUUUUCGUUGUACACUAAUGGCAAACGUGUACUGGAUACAACUGUUCCACGGGGGACACUUCCAGCGAUUCAGGGGAUACGUUUUUUUAGCAUGUGCUGGGUAAUAAUCGGUCAUGAAUAUGUGACCCUCCCUUUGGGAGCUGUGACAAAUAUGGUCGAUAUCGGAGAGUGGAUUACUUCCUGGGGAGCUUUGUACAUUCUCAUCGCGCCUUUUGCCGUCGACACUUUUUUCGUACUCAGCGGCUUCCUGACGUCUUAUCUCUUCCUCAAGGAAACUUCUGGGGGUCGGAAGUUUAACGUCAUAAUGUACUACGUGCACAGAUACGUUCGACUCACUCCAGCUCUAGGCGCACUUUUGCUGUUGACUAUUUACGUUUUUCCACGAAUAGGAUCGGGUGCUUUGUGGGAGACAAGUGUCGUUACCCAGAGGCACUUGUGCUCGAAAAAUUGGUGGCCAAUGUUGCUUUAUGUUCAUAAUUAUGUCAAUACUGAUUACAUGUGGUGUCUCGGACACACGUGGUACCUGGCUGUGGAUAUGCAGUUUUUCUGGAUAUCUCCAUUGAUUUUGUAUCCGAUGGUUAAAAAAUCUAAACUGGGCGUCAUCAUCCUUCUUGCAUUUGUAAUCGCAUCGGUAAUUACACCCGCUGUUAUAGCCGCGGAAAACCAAUUCUCAGGAAGUCUAUUUACCCUUUCAAAUUUACCAAAAAUACAAGACACAAUGCUGCACUUCUACGUAACAAGUUACACAAGAGCUGGCCCAUGGCUGUUGGGCAUCACCCUCGGUUGGGUUCUCUCAAAAAGGCAGUUUCCACCCCCCCAAAAAUUGAUGUACUGCGGUUGGAUCUUAACGAUUUUGAUGUUCGCAUUCGCAUUUUUCACGUACAGAAUUUUUCAAAGCCCUGGGUACGAGUGGAACCCCCCGUGGGAGGUGUUCUACGCGGCUUUGGGACGACACAUCUGGGCCUUCAGCAUUUGCUGGAUAAUUUAUGCAUCAGCACUGGGCUACGGUGGUGUUCUCAGUAAAUUCCUGUCGCUACCGAUCUUCAUUCCCUUCGGCAGAAUAUCUUAUUCUAUUUAUCUAGUGCAUUUUAUCUUAUUGAUCAUGAAAAUUGGUGCCAUAAGAACCCCCACGUAUUUCAGUGACUUCCGGAUAAUUUAUACAUUUUUUGGAGACUUUGUGAUAUGCACUUUUGGGGGAUUUAUUUUUAGUCUUUUGUUUGAAUCCCCUUUUAUGGUUAUCGAGAAAUUAUUUUUUGGUAACAGACGUAUUCACCAAAGACACGAGACGAAAGAGAUAUUUGAGGAGCGAGAAGUGUCUGCGAAAAAUGAUAUCCAGAGAGAAAUUAUUUAAAAAAAUUUCAGUGCUCGUAACUGAAAUUUUUAUUGUCUUUCAAUAUUGCCCUUCACCGGAGUUAUUAUAAAAUGAAUAUAUUUUUGUAAAAAAAUAAAAAAAUGUGUACAAAAUG
Messenger RNA from Diachasmimorpha longicaudata, 2410 nucleotides. Its product is annotated as nose resistant to fluoxetine protein 6-like. The transcript is spliced from 7 exons. Lineage: Eukaryota; Metazoa; Arthropoda; Insecta; Hymenoptera; Braconidae. Gene Ontology annotation, molecular function: acyltransferase activity, transferring groups other than amino-acyl groups. The record is from RefSeq and is a predicted model, not a curated record. The coding region runs from base 163 to 2295 and encodes 710 amino acids.